Molecule: messenger RNA, 1742 nt
Organism: Tachysurus fulvidraco (yellow catfish)
Lineage: Eukaryota; Metazoa; Chordata; Actinopteri; Siluriformes; Bagridae
Gene: tm2d3
Product: TM2 domain containing 3
Exons: 6
Coding region: 55-873 (272 amino acids)
Source: RefSeq, a predicted model, not a curated record
GUGUGAGCGUCCAAAAAACGGGUGGGGUGGAAGAAUCUGAACCAGACUGUAAAUAUGGUCGUUAACGGCUUAAAGUGCGUUUUUUUAAGCGGGCGGAACAUUAUGAGAAAAUAUGGCGUAUUAUUCCUGCUACUGACUGAUGUGUUCUUCAAAUCCGUAAAUGGGUACCUGAGCUCCGCACAUGUGGGUCAAGAUCCUGCUUACACACCUCAACACGGCCCGGCAGUACCAGGUCCGGCUGGGUCCGCAGAACCAGCAGCAGCAGCAGUCCCCUCUUCCUCAUCAUCAUCAUCACCAUCAAAUUCUUUGGUCGAGAAUCACGAGGCAAAGUGUCCCAGUGGAGGACUGUGUAAUAAGUUACCAGCUGACUGCUUCACGUGUGCGUAUCAUCACAACUGCAGCUACGGAAAGGCGGCCAAUUACACCUGCAGGGCCAAGAAAGGAGUUCACUGUGUGGACGCCUCGGAUCGGCAGCAGACCGUCUUUAACUUGACGGUGGAUUGUCAGUUUUGCUGGCAGCUCGAUCCAGCUCUGUAUCGCUGCAACAUUUCUACCACCUGCAUGACCGUGCACUGCCCUCGAAAACGCUAUAACGCCACCUGCACCGUCCUGGACCAUGUAAACUGCAUAGGAAAAAGGGAAUUUCAGAAGCGUCUGUUUUGCAACUGGACCGGAGGAUACAAAUGGUCCACAGCACUGACGCUCAGCAUCACUCUGGGUGGGUUCGGAGCCGACCGCUUUUAUCUGGGUCAGUGGAGAGAGGGACUGGGCAAGCUUUUCAGCUUCGGCGGACUGGGCAUCUGGACCCUCAUUGACGUCCUCCUCGUCGCCGUGGGAUACGUAGGGCCUGCUGAUGGAUCGCUCUAUAUCUGAGGCAGAAAGUGACGUUACACAGGGUUUUUUUUUUUGGUUGUUGCUAUUUGUUUUUACAGAAAGGGAAUUUCAGACUGGACUGAAAGAGUGAAGUGAGAUUAAGCUUAAACUGGGUUUCUCACCGCAACUAGGCUUCAGGGAAACCUGAUUAUUGUGUUCACAUAUAAACACAAGGUGUCGCUUGAUAUCACUACAGGUGAACGACUUCAUAGCCGCCCGCAUGAUUCCCAGUCCUAGUGCACAUACGAGAAAGCUUGCCGGUUAGGAGAAGAACUCCUGUGCUCACGUUGAGGUGUGCUGAACAAAAAGGUGUGAGAUUUUAAUUCUCUGCAUCAGAAAAAAAGACUGGGAAAGAUCCUCGACCUCAUCCUCGACCUCAGAGACUAAUUGUAAUGCCAGUUUUUAUCUUAGGUGUGUGUGAGGCGUUCCAUCAGUCUUCAUCAGGAAAAUGAGUUGUAGAUUAAAAAAGAAAAAAAAAAAAGACUCAUGACAUGUACCCUUAGAUUCUUUUUGCCUUUUUUUAACGUUGAAAAGAAACAAAAAAAAUUUCAAGAUGUGUCCGUGCCAUUACGCUGUUACAGUAACAUACUUCAGCUUGUUCGGUGUGUGUUUGUUGUAAUGUUUGUCGCUAGGCAGUAACUGAAUUUGUACCAUUAUUUAUUUUCUCAUUUCCUUUUUUUUUUUUUUUUACAAACCCAAAAAGCUCCUGAUAAGACCAAAUGUUUAUAUUAUUAUAUCAGUUCUUCAGGUUCAUUAGGUUUCACCAAGCAAAUAUUUCGACUCCGAUGUGUUUUUUUUAAAUGACUGAUCGUCAUCAUACGAGGGAUGAAUGUGGAGUAAUUAUAGAAAUAAAUGCUGCAAAAAUCCAA